AUGUCAUCAUCCCAGGUGUUCAAGGUGCCAAUCUUGGGCUCGGAAACCAUUCAUGUAGGUUACUCCAUCCAUGACCACAUCAUCCACGAGGUCAUCACCAAUUUGAAGUCGUCCACUUAUGUUUUGAUCACCGAUACUUUGGUAGCUGAAACCAAGCCUUAUCGCGACCUUGCCCACGGGUUCACCAAACAAGUAAGCCAAUUGGCUAAAGAUGCCCGGGUACUUAACUAUAUGGUCCCCCCAGGGGAAAACAAUAAGAAUCGAAAGACUAAGGCUCAAGUCGAAGACUUUUUGUUAUCUAAAGGUUGCACUAGAGAUACAGUGAUUAUUGCCAUUGGUGGAGGUGUUAUUGGUGAUAUGAUAGGUUUUGUUGCUGCCACUUUUAUGAGAGGUGUACGAGUGGUUCAAGUACCCACCUCUCUUUUAGCAAUGGUUGAUUCAUCUGUAGGUGGUAAAACUGCUAUUGACACUCCCUUGGGCAAAAACUUUGUAGGUUCAUUCCAUCAACCUUCGUACGUGUUCAUAGAUGUCUCAUUUUUGGAGUCUUUACCUCCAAGACAAUUCAUUAACGGGAUGGCCGAAGUCAUUAAGACCGGUGCUAUCUGGAAUGAAAAGGAAUUCACCAGAUUGGAAGAUUUCUCCAAAAAUUUCCUUUCUGUUAUCAAUCAACCUCCUCCUGUUGACCUUUCACUGAUUAAAUCAGAUUUAAUUAAAGUGGUGUUAGAAUCAGUGAAAGUUAAAGCGGAAGUGGUUCUGAAAGAUGAAAAGGAAUCAAGUUUAAGAAACUUGUUGAAUUUUGGCCACACCAUUGGUCAUGCUAUAGAAGCAAUUGUAACUCCUCAAGCCUUACAUGGUGAAUGUGUUUCUGUCGGUAUGAUCUUGGAAGCCGAGUUAGCUAGAUACUGGGGUGUUUUAUCACCAACUGCUGUUGCCAGACUUUCCAAAUGUCUUUCUGCUUAUGGAUUACCAAUUUCCAUUAAUGAUUCGAUUUUUACCAAAAGAAUUGGUAUUAAGCGGGAACUUAUCAAAAUCGAUACUCUAUUAGACAAAAUGUCUAUUGAUAAGAAAAAUGAUGGUAGUAAAAUUAGAUCAGUUAUUUUGGAUUCCAUUGGUUCAUGUUAUCAAUGGAAGGCUCAUGAAAUCCCCAAAGUGGACUUGAGAUUUAUAUUAACUGAAGAAUGUUUGGUUCAUCCAUUUGAUCCAGAACAAACUCCUAAAUCAACUACAGUUGUCCCACCAGGUUCAAAAUCAAUUUCUAAUAGAGCUCUUAUUUUGGCUGCUUUAGGUUCUGGUACCGUUAGAAUAAAAAACCUUUUACAUUCUGAUGAUACUAAACAUAUGCUUGCUGCUGUUUCCUCUUUAAAAGGUGCUGAAAUAAGUACUGAGGAUCUGGGUGAAACAAUUGUUUUAAAGGGUAAUGGUGGUAAUCUCGUUACUUGUGAUGAAGAAUUAUAUUUGGGUAAUGCUGGGACUGCUUCAAGAUUCUUAACCACUGUUGCUUCUUUAGUUGGACUUAAUUCUCAAGCUCAAAAUGAUUAUGUCAUCUUAACUGGUAAUGCUAGAAUGCAAGAAAGACCGAUAGGUCCUUUAGUUGAUGCUUUAAGAUCAAAUGGUUCUGAUAUCGAUUAUUUGAAUAGAGAAGGUUCAUUGCCUUUGAAAAUUAAAUCAGGUAAAGGUUUGAAAGGUGGCCGUAUUGAAUUGGGUGCAACAAUUUCUUCUCAAUAUGUUUCUUCCAUUUUAAUGGCUGCCCCUUAUGCUGAUGAAGCUGUUACUCUUUCGUUGGUUGGUGGUAAACCAAUUUCUCAAUUAUACAUUGAUAUGACCAUUGCAAUGAUGAAAGAUUUCGGUAUUGAAGUCACUCGUUCAAAGACUGAAGACUACACUUACCAUAUCCCUAAGGGUGCUUACAUUAAUCCUCUGGAAUAUGUUGUUGAAUCAGAUGCUUCAUCUGCAACUUACCCAUUAGCAUUCGCUGCUAUGACUGGAACUUCAUGUACCAUUCCGAACAUUGGAUCUGCUUCAUUACAAGGUGAUGCAAGAUUUGCAGUAGACGUUUUGCAACCUAUGGGAUGUACUGUUGAACAAACUACUACUUCAACAACAGUCACAGGGCCUCCAAUUGGUCAAUUGAAGGCUUUACCUCAUGUUGAUAUGGAGCCAAUGACUGAUGCUUUCUUAACUGCGUCUGUGGUUGCAGCUGUCGCCAACAACCCAGAGCAAACUACUCAAAUCACUGGUAUUGCUAACCAACGAGUUAAGGAAUGUAACAGAAUUCUUGCAAUGGUUGAUGAAUUGGCCAAGUUUGGUGUUCAUGCCCACGAAUUACCUGAUGGUAUUGAGAUCCAGGGUAUUGAUUACAAGAACUUGAAGACUCCAUCGACUGAAAAUGGAGGAAUUCAUACUUAUGAUGAUCAUAGAGUUGCCAUGUCAUUUUCUUUGUUGGCUGGAUUAUGUAAGGAACCAGUUUUGAUCCAAGAAAGGCAUACCACUGGAAAGACUUGGCCAGGAUGGUGGGAUGUUUUACACACGAAGUUCAAGGCUACCAUCGAUGGGUUUGAACCUGUUGAGAGUAGUACUAGUAGCAAUCAAGAAGUGGUUAGCAACAAGAAUAGUAAAUCAAUUAUUGUUGUUGGUAUGAGAGCAGCUGGUAAGACCACUCUUUCCAAAUGGAUAUCUUUGGAGAUGGGAUUCAAAUUCAUUGAUUUGGAUGAUAUUUUCGUCGGAAAGUUUGGAGAUAUUAGAGAGUACAUUAAGUCACAUUCGUGGGAACAAUUUAGAGAACAGGAAACCAUUAUCUUAGAAGAAGUUUUAAGCAAAUAUGGUACAGGCUUUGUUAUUUCAACGGGUGGAGGAAUAGUUGAAGAUGAGAAGAAUAGAGUUGAAUUGAAGAAGUUUGUUGCCAAUGGUGGUAUUGUUUUACAUUUACAUCGUGAUAUUGAUGAAACUAUUUCAUUAUUGAGUGUUGAUACCACUCGUCCAGCCUUUUUCAGUGAGAUUAGAGAUGUUUGGACCAAAAGAGAACCUUGGUAUUAUGAAUGCUCAUCUCAUCACUUUUAUUCUCUUCAUUGCUCCAAUGACCAUGAUUUCCAAUUAUUAAGAAACUCCUUCUCAUCAUUUAUUAGAAGAAUUUCCGGCUUAGAAGCCACUCCUGUUCCUUCCCAAAGGUCAUUUAUGCUUUCAUUAUCGUAUGAUGACUUGUCCAAUGUUGCUGAGAAAUUGGAAGACUUAUCUAUUGGAGCAGAUGCUAUUGAGUUGAGAGCGGACUUAUUAAACAAACUUACUUUUGAUUUCAUUGCAACGCAAGUUGCUAUUAUCAGACAAUACACUGGAUUACCUAUUGUUUUCUCUGCUAGAACUACGGAAGAAGGUGGUAACUUAAGAAAAGAACAAUUGGAAACUUUGUAUCAAUGGGCCAUUAAAUUAGGAGUUGACUUUUUGGAUGUUUCACUUGAUUUACCUCUUGAGAAGUUAAUUACUAUUCUUAACGGUAAGUUGAACACCAAGAUUAUUGGUUCCUAUUAUGCUAAUUUAAGAUGGACUGAGUCUGAAUGGGAAGCCAAGUAUAACUUUGCUAUUUCGUUAGACAUUGACAUCAUUAAAUUUGUUUCUCAAGGUAUUAGUUUCAAUGAUAACUUACAAUUGGAACAAUUUAGAGCAGAACAUACUUUGAAACCUCUUAUUGCAUUUAACACUGGUGAUGUUGGUAAGUUGAGUAGAGUUUUGAAUGAAACCUUGACCCCAGUUUCCUUAGAAGCUGGUCAAAUGACUGUUAGUGAGCUUAACAAAGCCUUUGCUGAUAUUGGAGGACUCACUACAAAGAAGUUCUGGGUAGUUGGUAAGCCUAUUUCUCAUUCUCGUUCACCUCAAUUGCAUAAUUCAGCAUAUGAAAAGUUACAGCUUCCAUAUACUUUUGAUCGAUUUGAAAGCGAUGACCCCGAAGUGGUUUAUGAAACAUUAAUUAAAGACAAUGAACAGUUUGGGGGGUUGGCCAUCACCAUGCCCUUAAAAUUAGGAAUGAUGAAAUACGUUGAUGAAUUAUCCAACGCUGCACAAGUCAUUGGUGCCAUCAACACCAUCACCUCCACCAAUAAUAAGUUAUUGGGGGAUAAUACUGAUUGGGUAGGAAUUAAGAACUCCUUUAUUAGAUCGGGUGUGGUAUCUAAUUUACCCACCAACAUCAAUGGGUUGGUUGUGGGAGCUGGAGGUACGUCUAGAGCAGCUAUUUAUGCUUUACACAACAUGGGAUGUCUGAAGAUCUACAUGAUGAACCGUACCAUUUCGAAACUCGAGGAAUUAAAGGCUUCCUUACCCUUUGAUAACCUUGAGAUCUUGGAUUCAGCAGAACAAGUAGUAGACAGCAAUAUCUCACUCAUAGUGUCUUGUGUUCCUGCUGAUAAGCCGUUGGAUGAUUCUUUACUUGACAACUUGGAAAGAGUGCUACAACAAGGCAAAUGUGAAGUCUUCAAGCCCACUUUACUUGAAGCAGCUUACAAGCCCACCGUCACGCCUAUCAUGCGUAUUGCUCAAGAUAAAUAUGAAUGGAACGUUAUACCUGGAGUGGAGAUGUUGGUCAAUCAAGGUGAAAAGCAGUUUCAACUUCAUACUGGCACUAAUCCACCAUAUAACACCAUUCAUGAAGCAGUAGUCAACGAAUAG
Messenger RNA from Lizanozyma spartinae, 4656 nucleotides. It is a transcript of the gene ARO1, whose product is annotated as Aro1p. Gene Ontology annotation, cellular component: cytoplasm. Gene Ontology annotation, biological process: aromatic amino acid biosynthetic process; chorismate biosynthetic process. Gene Ontology annotation, molecular function: 3-dehydroquinate synthase activity; shikimate 3-dehydrogenase (NADP+) activity; 3-phosphoshikimate 1-carboxyvinyltransferase activity. The record is from RefSeq and is a predicted model, not a curated record. NCBI's taxonomy places the organism in Eukaryota, Fungi, Ascomycota, Pichiomycetes, Serinales, Debaryomycetaceae. The transcript has a single exon. Bases 1 to 4656 code for a protein of 1551 amino acids.